Molecule: messenger RNA, 1170 nt
Organism: Panonychus citri (citrus red mite)
Lineage: Eukaryota; Metazoa; Arthropoda; Arachnida; Trombidiformes; Tetranychidae
Product: transcription initiation factor TFIID subunit 12-like
Exons: 1
Coding region: 258-872 (204 amino acids)
Biological process (GO): RNA polymerase II preinitiation complex assembly; DNA-templated transcription initiation
Cellular component (GO): transcription factor TFIID complex; SAGA complex; SLIK (SAGA-like) complex
Molecular function (GO): TBP-class protein binding; protein heterodimerization activity; DNA binding
Source: RefSeq, a predicted model, not a curated record
UUCUUUUCUCUGUUUUAUUUUGGUUUCUCUGUUGUUGCAACAAUCUUCUAGCGCCUCUAUCAUUGUGAAAGUAAAUCAAGUUCAAAGUGUUGAUCAUUUUUUCGUGUUUGUUUACAAUUUUAUUUAGUCUUUUACUUGUCUCUUCUUGUUACUCAUUAUUUUUCUUCUUUGACGUUUUCUUUUUUUCUUCUUCUUCUCUUUCUCUUAAAUUUGUUACCUUUUACUCUUUCAAUAGAUUUAUAUUUAAAAAAGCAAAAAUGAGUGGUACAUCUGUAACUAUUACUGCGGUAACUUCUGGUCAAAUGCCACCACCUUCGGCUACUCCUUUCCACAAUAAUAACAAUGAUUCGCCUGUUACAAUCACUCCAGUUUUCACAAGUAUUACCUCUGUAAAUUCAGCUUCUACCAAUUCAUCUACAUCUUCUAGUAGUGUCAACAAUGACAUGAAAAAUGGUACCAAUUCCAGUAACAAUACUACAACAACCAUCACUCCAAGUGAUGAUGUCGGUGGUGGUAAAGAUUCAUCAAAUGUUGUGGUCCUUAAUAAACAGCGAUUACAAGAAUUGGUUAAUGAGAUCGAUCCUAGAGAACAACUAGACGAAGAAGUUGAAGACCUUUUGCUCAAUAUAGCUGAUGAUUUUGUAGAUAAUGUGGUUACCAAUGCUUGUAAAUUAGCUAAACACCGAGGAUCUAAAACUCUGGAAGUGAAAGAUGUUCAAUUAACUCUUGAAAAAGAUUGGAACCUUUUCAUUCCUGGAUUUGGUUCUCUACCUUUGGCCAAUGAAUUUAAACAAUUGUACAAAAAAUCUCCAGCCAUAGAAGCUCAUAAACAACGAUUAGCUUUAAUUAAGAAAACGCUAAAAAAACUUUAACAUCUUAUACAUAAGACACACACACACACAACAACUCCCUUAAUCACAUCAAUUUCUGCAUCAUCUCUAUAAUAUAAAUUUGAAAGAAGAAACCCAAAUAAUUCUUAUUGUUGCUGAUCUGCCUUUUUAUCAUGUAACUAAAUCAGCUGACAAUUUAAAUCAGAAAGGAAACAAAAUCAACUCUCUAAACGAAAAGAGGACUGAAAUUAUUAUCUCCGUUUUGUAUCAUUUCAGUCUUGUUACUAAUUAAUUCAUUAACCAAAACAAAAUCAAUAAACCAAACCUAAUUGACAAUUAA